AUGAUGAACUGCAAAUUUAAAUCAAGUCGCUUGCCUUUGAAUCAAUUGAAAUCUCAUGAGUUGAGUUCAACUUUAGGGAUUGGAAUGACAAAUUUACAAACUUUGACUGCUACUGGUUUGCAUACUUAUUUGGAUAAUUACUUCAAAACAAUAACAAAGUCGCCCAAUUUGGGGCAACAAAAAAUAAUCCUGACUCCACGACAAAGUUAUAAUUUCCAAGCUUCCACAAUUAAAGUAAAUUUGCAAAAACACGAGAUGAUUGCUAAAAUAAACACAAAAAUUCAACUGCAACAAUCGCUUUGCCGCCAACACACGUCUAGUGAUAUAUCAGAAAAAUUAGUUUGA
This is a messenger RNA of Echinococcus granulosus, 345 nucleotides long. RefSeq lists its product as hypothetical. The record is from RefSeq and is a predicted model, not a curated record. The transcript has 6 exons. The coding region runs from base 1 to 345 and encodes 114 amino acids. Lineage: Eukaryota; Metazoa; Platyhelminthes; Cestoda; Cyclophyllidea; Taeniidae.